UGAAGUCGCCUUUCAUGGAGAUCACUCGCUGUCUCUCUCUCUCUGUACACUUCACUCUUUCGCUCCGGAGAAAUGGCCGACGACAUUCGUUUCUUCGAGCUGAACACCGGUGCUAAGAUCCCGUCGAUAGGGUUGGGGACCUGGCAGUCCAGCCCUGGCGUCGUCGGCGACGCCGUUCACGCCGCCGUCAAGGCGGGGUAUCGGCAUAUUGAUUGUGCUCAAAUCUACGGCAAUGAGAAGGAGAUUGGUUUGGUUCUGAAGAAACUGUUUGAAGAUGGCGUGGUGAAGCGCGAGGAUUUGUGGAUUACCUCCAAACUCUGGAAUACUGAUCAUGCUCCAGAAGAUGUACCAGAGGCAUUGGACGGGACUCUGAGAGACUUGCAACUGGAUUAUGUUGACUUGUACCUUAUACACUGGCCAAUCCGGAUGAAGAAGGGGUCAGGAGCAAGUUUUAACCUUGAAAACUUUAUUGACCCUGAUAUCCCUGCGACUUGGAGAGCAAUGGAAACACUCUAUGAUUCGGGAAAGGCUCGAGCUAUUGGUGUAUGCAAUUUCUCCACAAAAAAGCUGUCAGAUUUGCUGGAUAUUGCACGUGUUCCUCCUGCUGUUGACCAAGUGGAGUGCCAUCCUUCGUGGCAGCAGGACAAGCUACGUUCUUUCUGUAAAUCCAAGGGAGUUCACCUUUCUUGAUAUUCACCACUGGGCUCUCCUGGAACAACAUGGAUCAAAAGUGAAGUCCUUACGAAUCCGAUUCUUGCAACAGUCGCUGAGAAAUUAGGCAAAAGUCCGGCACAAGUUGCUCUUCGUUGGGGACUGCAAAAGGGUCAUAGUGUUCUUCCCAAGAGUACCAAUGAAGCGAGGAUCAAGGAGAACAUUGAUGUGUUUGGUUGGUCCAUCCCAGAUGACUUGUUCGCCAAGUUUUCUGAAAUUGAGCAGGCAAGACUCAUCAGAUGGCUCUCACCUGUUCAUCAUACUUCUGGUCCGUACAGGAGUUUAGAGGAAUUCUGGGACGGUGAAAUCUAGAUUCUAGAAAGGUUGAUGAACCUUUAAGUGGUCUGCUACAUGUAAUGUAAUAGUAACUUAAUAUUAAAGAAUAAUGUAGAUUGUGAUAUGUAACGUAAUAAGAAUGUAACAUAAGAGAAUAUCGUUGAUUGUGAUUUGCCUUUACAUCAACUUCGGCUUCUUCAAAUACAUA
Messenger RNA from Malus domestica (apple), 1195 nucleotides. The record is from RefSeq and is a predicted model, not a curated record. Lineage: Eukaryota; Viridiplantae; Streptophyta; Magnoliopsida; Rosales; Rosaceae.